This is a messenger RNA of Glossina fuscipes, 1569 nucleotides long. RefSeq names its product transducin beta-like protein 3. Bases 1 to 1569 code for a protein of 522 amino acids. The transcript is spliced from 2 exons. Gene Ontology annotation, molecular function: protein binding; U3 snoRNA binding. The record is from RefSeq and is a predicted model, not a curated record. Gene Ontology annotation, cellular component: 90S preribosome; nucleolus. Lineage: Eukaryota; Metazoa; Arthropoda; Insecta; Diptera; Glossinidae. Gene Ontology annotation, biological process: endonucleolytic cleavage in 5'-ETS of tricistronic rRNA transcript (SSU-rRNA, 5.8S rRNA, LSU-rRNA); endonucleolytic cleavage to generate mature 5'-end of SSU-rRNA from (SSU-rRNA, 5.8S rRNA, LSU-rRNA).
AUGGGUUCGACAGUGGUUGGUAGGAUUUUCGGCUUAAACGAGGGAACUGUUAGAUCGAUAAAGAAAAACGAAAAUGCCAUUAGACGAGCAGUUUUCACUGGUGCCGGCUUAAAUGCGAAAUCGACUUCCUAUACUAGAUAUAUUAUGUUGGAGAAAACUGAAGAAGUGCUAAUCAUGUGGAUUGAAUGGCAUGAGCAUAUGAAAGGUUACGUCGUAGAUGGCCUAUCCAUACAAAUUAUGGCCAAGAAGAUAUUUUGCAGCGUUAAAGAAUACAUGUUGAAAUUCGUUUCGUUACCGCAAUCAGGAAAAGAACAACAAUUUUUCGCCAGUAACGGUUGGUUGAGACGAUUUUUUAAACGAUACGAUUUGGAUCACAUUAAAAUGCGUAACGCCUUACCUACUGAGAAAGUGGAUAUUGAGUUAAAUGAUGACAUUUAUGGUUUCAUUGAUCGCGUUUGCGCUUCGGAGAACAUAUGGAAUACGGAUGAUAUUGAUUAUUAUCCAAAACGUUGCCGCAUAAAGAAAGAAAGACCUAAUGAAGAAGAACUAGAAGAAGAAACUGUGGAUAUUUUUGAAACCGAGGAAGAUAGGAAAGUAUUUGACAUGCCCACUGACAUUCUCCUUAAGGAUCCCUUGCAAACGCGGUCACGAAAAUGUUUGGUGUGCAGCAGUGGCGCUGAUUCGAGCUUACGUAUAUGGGAUUAUGAAAAUAGUCGAUGCUUGGCUGCUUUUAAAGAUUUUUCGGGUCCUUCGUAUUUGGCUAAUUUCCAUCCAAAUGCCUUUAAAACGGAGGUUUUUGCUGCCGGCUCUGAUAAUAGCAUUUAUUGCUGGAAUUUUCACACAAAGGAGUUGAUCUGUAAAAUGUCUGGCCAUAUAUCACAAGUGACUGCGUUUUGUUUUGCGAAUCGGAACUCCGAUUGUGAAUUUAUGGCUAGUGUAGGACGGGAUAAAGUAUUGAUAAUUUGGCGAUUAAAUGGAACUCAGGAGAAGGUAAUACCAAUAUAUGAUGAAUUGGAAGGAGCAUUUUAUGCUAAUGAGUGUGAGGUUAUUGUAGCCGGAACCAAGGGUGAUAUAAAGCUGGUAAAGUUGAAAUCUGGUAAAAUUUCAUUACUCAACGAAAGUCGAGGAGAAUAUGAAAUUAAACAUCUACUCCGUAACGAUGUCACGCAACAAUUAGCUGCAGUAACUGUUGAUCACAACAUACUGAUAUUUGAACGGGAUGCGGAAAAUCAAAGUUUAAAUUGCAUUAAACAACUGAUUGGCUUCAACGAUGAAAUACUUGAUAUCACUUUUCUGGGAGAAAGUGAACGCUUUCUGGCCAUGGCUACGAACAUUAAGCACAUUAAACUCUAUGAUUGCGAGAAGGGAAUGAAUUGUAAAAUCAUUCCUGGCCAUACGGAUACAGUGAUGUGUUUGUCUACACCAGGCUUAAGUAAUAUGUUGCUUUCAGCUGGUAAGGACUUUGCUAUAAUAUUGUGGCAAUUGAAUAUUUUAUGCUCAUAUGACAGGUAUACCAACCAUUUAAACAAUUUACAUUUGCAACUACAUCGGAAUUUUGCAUGGGUGUAG